ACUUGUCAACUUUUUGGAUAAAUCAUAGAAUUUAAUGACGUUUGUGAUGUAGAAAGACUUAAAAUAUUUGAAAUAUUUUCAAUAGAAUCACGAUGAUCAAAAAUGUAACAUAUACUAUUUUCAUUAUAUUUUACAUUAUUUUCAAAGUACGAGCUCUACCAGAUGAAGGAAAGUGGAAUGAAAAUUUAUCAUCGGGAUAUAACAAUAUAUUUCUGUCUAAAAGUUUAUAUAAAGGUGCGGAAAUCUUAAUCGGAAUAAAUUGUGAUUCCCAAAUUCAAAAUUCAAAAAUCGGCAUAAGUUUAGUUAUCAUUCAGUCCAUCUGUUUCGAUAUUAAAGAUGCUCUCAACAAAAUUAAACAGGAAAUCACCUUACCCCCCUCAGAUAGUAAAAACUCUUCUAAAAUUUACCAUACUAGUGAAAUAUAUGAUUGUAACGAUAAAAUUUUCAUCAAAGAAAACACUGCCACAACUUCUGCACCAAAGAAUCAUACCAGCAAACAACCGGUGCAUAAAAUAAGCCAUGAUGGUGUGUACGUUCUUGCUCUUAAAGUUAGCACAAACACUUCUCGAUACAGUGUAGGAGUUCAUAUAGAAAUGAAAAAUGAUUAUGGUUAUCUCUCUGCUGCAGAUUGGCCCUUACUGCCAUUUUAUGGGUUUAUGUGUAUAUAUUACGUCAUUUUGGGAGUAAUAUGGUUAAUACUAUCAUUUUUACAAUGGAGAGACCUUUUAAGAGUUCAGUUUUGGAUUGGAGGGGUUAUAUUAUUGGGAAUGUUAGAAAAAGCAACUUUCUAUGCAGAAUUUCAAAGUAUAAAUAACACCGGAGUUAGAGUACAAGGAGCUAUGCUGUUUGCAGAAUGGAUAUCUUGUGCAAAAAGAACACUAGCCCGUAUGCUUGUUGUCAUUGUAAGUUUAGGUUUUGGUAUUGUUAAACCUAGACUGGGUGCAACUUUGCAUAGGGUGGUUGGUGUUGGGCUUUUAUACUUUUUUCUAGCUGCAUCAGAAGCUUAUCUGAGAAUAACUAAGGCAAAAACUGAUAGUAAUAGAGAUAUGUUAGUGGCUUCUGUACCUUUGGCAGUAUUAGAUUCUGCUAUUUGUUGGUGGAUAUUCUCUGCUUUAGUAAAUACUACAAGAACUUUACGAUUGAGGAGGAAUGAAACUAAAUUAACUCUUUACAGACAUUUCACCAAUACUUUAAUAUUCUCAGUAUUGGCAUCUGUUUGUUUCAUGUUAUAUUGUAUCAAAGAUCACCGCUUUGUUGAAUGUUUAGUUGUUUGGAAAGAUAUCUGGAUCGAAGAAGCUUACUGGCAUAUUCUUUUCUCUGUAUUAUUGUUAGUAAUAAUGAUAUUAUGGAGGCCAACAAAUAAUAAUCAGAGAUAUGCUUUUGUUCCACUUCUGGAUACUGGUGAUGAUACAGAAGAAGAAGAACAGCUUGUUAAUGAUGCUUAUGGUGUUAAAGUUAGAGUACAUCAUCCUAAGAAUAACACACCUCAGAGGACUUCAAUUGACGAUGAUCUCAAAUGGUUGGAAGAUAAUGUUAAAAGUGAUCCAGCCCUACCUAUUUUAGAUUCAGAUGAAGAACUUGUUAAUACAAGAUUUGAAGUAUCCAAGAUGCAGUAAAUCUAUCGACCUUUAGGUACUUAUUUAUUUGAAUUAAGUUGAUUGUGCAGAAAAGACUGACGAUUAACCAACUUUUAAAUAAUUGUAAAUCUAUAAGAGAGGAUAUGUAAAUUGUAAAUACAUGAAAAUAUUUUCUCGAGAAAAUUUUAUUAUAUCAAUAAUUCGUUAUAUCAGAAUACAAAAAAUAAAUAGUUAUAGCACAUUCUACUAACAAAUUAUUGAGAAUGAGAUAUUCUUUCAUAAUAUGUAUCGAUAAGAUAAUCUUUAGAAAAUAUUCUUAAUAGCCAAGACAACUCUGUAAAUACAGCUCAGUAUUCCUUAUCUUAGUAAUAGCAUACAUAUUAUAAAAAAAAUAUUUGUAAUAAGUUUGCUAAUUGUAAUUAAUAAUUUUUAAUCACUUAAAGCUGCUUUAAAAUAAAAUAAAUCAAAAAAUCUAGUCAUUCAUCUGCAUUAUAACUUUGCUUAAUUUGAAGUCCUAUGAGAAUUGAACAUGAUAAUUUAAUACUAAAUUGUACAAAAUGUAAUUUACUCUUCAUAUUUUACAAAGAAAUAAGUAUUCUGUUCAAGUGCAAAUAUAUAUUUUUAAAUAUUUUUUUCUCAAGAGUUCGUACAGUGCUUCCAACUUAUCAUGAAAUUGUCAGUUUUACAUCUUGUGAAAAUCAUCGCUUUAUAUUUCCAAAUUAGCUCAAGUCGUAAGAUUCAACCGAUUCCUCCUUUGUUAUUCAGUCCCAUGUUAUUUAGGUUUGUUUCUAGAGGGCAAUGCUCUAUUGCUGAAGUUAUGGGUUUUAACAAAAGUAUUUGGAUAUUUUGAACGGUUGACGAAAAAAAUAUUUUGAACAAGUGCUACUUUUCCGUUAUACUCAUUAAAGUAGGAAUUAUAAGUUUUGUUUACAUUUAGUUCAUUUAUGAACCAUUAUAUUGUUUUCGAUGUUAUUCAUGAUCUAAGAAGAAACGUUGAGGAUUCAUUUCAAAAGUUCUGUCACGAUUCCGCCAUAUAAGAAUGAAACUUGUUCUGUUGAAACUGUUUGCCCUCAAGACCUACUCCUACUUUAAAAGAAAAAACACUUUUCAUAGAUUUUUACAUUCAUUUGCAAGAACAAAGAAUUCAAUUAUUUGAUAUGAUUCAUCAUAGUUUGCAAUCAAGAGAAUAUAUAAUUAAAGCAUUGGAAUUGGUUCUUGACUUUCAACAAGAGUCCUUGUGCAGCCAUCAACUAUACAACGAUUUACUAUUUUUUGAUAAUUAUCACAAAAGUCAUUUAUUCUACAACUUUUAAUAGUUAUUCAUUAUACGAGUGUACAAAAGUUCUUCACGCACGAGUAUCAUACAAUAUUUUAUCUACCAUCACAUAAAAAAUACUUUUGUUGCAAACAGAACCAUAAUUUAAAUUCAUGGUAGUUUUCAAUAUUGAAUAAUGGAACCAUAACUUUGAUCAUUUCCAUUGACAUUGGGAGAAAAAUGCAAUAGGAGUAUUUUCCGGGUUAGUUUUGAUUUUUUUUGGUGUUUUACCAAACCUAAAAAAAUUGCUAUAUGGCUUCACGUAUAUUUUUAUGAAGCAGGUUUUGAGUUACAUUGCACUCAAUUUCAGGAGGAGUGCAAUCAGAUUCUUCUUCCGUGUUUAUGUAGCUUAAAACAAUCAGUGUUUUAUCAUUCAAAAUUUGAAAAAUAUUUUGCAAAAUUACGAUGACGUUUUACACUUUUCUUAAUGACAUUAGAAAAAUUAUUACAAUUACUGAACCAUUGUCAGAAGACACAACACAAAAUUAUCUAAGGUAACUUGAUAAAUAUUCAAAUAAAGAAUGUUAUAAAUAAUGAUAAUUCAUAUAUGUAUUACUUCUAUAUGGAUAGUUCCUAUAAGUGGAAGCUGUUCCGACUAAAGAAGACAUAAUGACUACGAUUUCUCUAUCCUCCGAGGUUCCAGACCGGUUCUGCGCAUUCUCAAGCACGCGCAGUAUAGACAAAGUGUCUCGAACGAGAGAGAAAAUGAGUAUAGUUGGCACCGUAACGUAGGGACGUUUUUUCCCAUAUAGAAGUAUUACAUAUAUGUGAUUAUUUCAUUUAAAAGGCAUUGUUUUUUUUUUCGCUUAUUUAUAAUAUGUAAUUUGACGUAUUUAUAUGAGAUUUUAAAUGUUUAAUUUUAAUGGUGGUCGUAAAUAAAACUUUUUAUGAUGAUUCUAAACAAUAACAAAUAGACGCCAUUUCCCUAUCUAGUCUCCGUGAAAAUACUUCAUAACUGGUGAGAACUUCAAUUUUUUUUGGUUCAUUGAUAUCAAUAUUUGCAUUUCCCAUUUUAGAAUAUGUUGUUUAUCAAUUUUAUGAAUAAUUAUAUUCUCUCAAUACAGUUUCUUUCAAUAGCUGUGAAUCAAAUUAAGGAUGUGUUGUUGGAUAGCACUAACCUUUUUUGAGAAAGGAUGAAAUGAAUUAUUUUAAAGAGUUUUGAAUAUAAUUAUAUAUUUCUGUUAUUGUGUAAAAUUAAGAAAAUUUAUUUCACAAUUUUGGUUAAACUCGAUUGAAAAUUAACGUUUUUUAUGAUAAAAAUUGAAUAUUUGGCGUAUAUUUCCAAUAUCGGUUUUUAGUACAGCAGAGUUAGUUCUACAACUCUAAUGAAUUUAUUUCGAGUUUUAUGUUUUUGUAUUUCAUCCCAUUUUUUCUUCAAUAUUUUAAAAUUGUACUAGAAAUAUUUCUAUAUAAAGAAAAUAAAUAAAUAUCUGAUCCGAUUCU
Messenger RNA from Diorhabda sublineata, 4335 nucleotides. RefSeq names its product transmembrane protein 87A. Gene Ontology annotation, cellular component: Golgi apparatus; membrane. The transcript is spliced from 4 exons. The record is from RefSeq and is a predicted model, not a curated record. The coding region runs from base 93 to 1616 and encodes 507 amino acids. Gene Ontology annotation, biological process: retrograde transport, endosome to Golgi. Lineage: Eukaryota; Metazoa; Arthropoda; Insecta; Coleoptera; Chrysomelidae.